Messenger RNA from Rhineura floridana, 2376 nucleotides. Its product is annotated as cardiotrophin-1-like. The transcript is spliced from 3 exons. Bases 73 to 918 code for a protein of 281 amino acids. The record is from RefSeq and is a predicted model, not a curated record. Lineage: Eukaryota; Metazoa; Chordata; Lepidosauria; Squamata; Rhineuridae.
CCCAGGCCGUUUCUCCGCCUUUAGUCCUUGGCCUGUCCUGUAUGCACCCUGUUUCCCGUUUCCCCGUCCAAGAUGAUCCACAAGUCGCUGCCAAGUUUCGGUGGAAAGGGGGGGGGAUUAAAUUCCUUUUUUCCGGGAACGGAGGCGGCCGGCAUGUGUGAUCUCAGCCUCCUGGAAUCCAAGGGUCACUUGAGAUCCCGGGAUAGGAGGAGGCAGGACCGGGGGAUGGGUGGGGGAAAAUCGGACUCCCUCUAUAAAAAUCGAGCGACGAAGGUACACGCAAGAAGUGGAGGUAAUCCGAAGACCGAGAGACGGGGCAGAAUGGAGGUGCUUUCAGUAGACUUAUCAAACCUCCUGUCCUCCUCCUCAUCUCGCUCCCAGCAAGAAAUUGCAUUCAAGAUAAAAAAGGCACAUAACCAGACAGUCCACAUGCAAGAUCACUCAGAACAGCUGCUAAGAGACUAUGUAUUUCUUCAGGGGGCGCCUUUUGGAAGUGCUGAUUUCAACCCUUCCAUUCAGCCUUUCCCGGGCCUGCCGUUACCAUCGCUUUCUGCCAAGGCCUGGUUGGACCUUAGCGAUGCUGAGCGGCUCCAGCAGAACAACACAGCCUUCUCCAAUUUGCCAGAGUUCCUGGCAGCUGUGAAGCGCCAGCAGGAUGAGCUGAACCCCACUGCCGAUGACCUACAUCACCAGCUGAAGACUUCGGGCCUGGAGUGUCUUGGUUUGUCGAACAACCUUAACUCCAUUAUGGUUUCUAUGGGCAUUGUGCCUGGUCCAGCAAUGCCAGCUGAACCGCCAGGACUUGAGAGUGCCUUUUUCAUGAAACUCACUGGCUACCGUGUUUGCCAUCUCUACCGCGAUUGGGUCAACCGUUGUCAUAAGGACCUGACCCUCCUGGCUACGAAAUACCCCGCCUGAACUUGCUCCCUCACUGUAGUUCUUAACUUCCUGUCUACAUCCAAUGGGAGAGUUACAGUGUGUACCAUCCCAGUUGACUACCAUUUUUGUGUUUUGUGAGGGGAAAUAGGAGGGUAAUAUCUUCUCUCUACCUACUGAUAGAUUGAAGAAAUACAAUGCCCUUCCUUUGUGGGAAAAGGCUUUCUACGGUGCACCCCCACCGGUGCAAAACUGAACUGCUUGUCUUGCCUUUCUCCUUCAUAUUCUCUCCCCCCCACCCCACCUUUCAUAUCAAGGACAUUGAGGGAGAAAAUGUUUGCAGAGGAUGGCAUUGGCUCUCUCAAUUUUAACUAUUGACAGGGCCUGAAAGCCUUAAUUUUUUGUGAGAGAGGGUUGAUGGCAGCCAUUUUGGAAUGGGUGAUAGCUUCACCCUACAGCAGGCAGUUUGUGAGAGGUAUUUUGUCCUCUGAAUGCGGAAGAGCAGCUGUGUUCUUGACAGCAGGCCAGUAUAGGAAGGGGAGAGCAGAGCCAGGGUGCUCGAUUCUAACAUUUGGCUUUCUGAAACUUCCCUAACACUAAACAUUAAGGAAGUGGUCCUCAAAAGCAUUGGAACAAGUUCCUGUCCAUUCAGUAUCAUGGGGGUGGGGGCUCAGCAUGGCUGCUGUUCUUUCCAAUAUAAGCUCUGUGCCUUUUCUUAACCUCUGUGUGGCAGAUACAGCAAUUCAACAGGGGCAGCCCUUGUUCUGUAUAUCAUUAGUGGCACAACCCUAUACCUAUUGAACUUCUUGUCACAGUUGCUUAAAAGGUGCAGAGCCUGUGCUGAGGUGGGAUUAAGAUGGCAUCCUUAUGAGCAAGGAAGCUUGUGGCAUUGUUCUCAUUCAACUUGAACCCCACUGCUGGGCUGUGAGAGCCAAUGUGGUAUAGCGGUUAGAGUGUUGGACUAGGUUCAAAUCCCUUACUCAGCCAUGAAAGUCACUGGGUGACCUUGGGCCAGUCAGUGUCUUUCAGCCUAACCUACCUCACAGGGUUGUUGUGAGGAUGAAAUAAAAAGGGGGAGAACCAUGUAUACCACCUUGGACUAUUUGGAGGAAAGGUGGGAUUAUAAACGUAGUAAAUUUUUUUCAUUGGCACCAUCACCCUCUUCACUGCUGAGUUAACUCUCUCACAGAAUUAGGUCAUCUAUUGGAGCAACCUUUACCUAUUUCCUGGUCUCUUGCUAACCCUUUAAUAGCCUUUUUGCCUUUUUAUAAACCCUUUAUAACCCUUCCCACAUCACCCCAUACUCUAGUUCUGGGGAGGAGGCCUCUUUCUGUACAGGCUCUGUUUCUUUGACUCUGGUUUUGAGUCUCUUUUCUUUAGGGCUUAAAGACUUUAGUUUCUACUGUAUGUAUUAUUUUUAUAUUAAUAAUAUAUGUGAAUAUAUAUAUAUAUAGCUGCAAGUUAAUUAUAUGAAUAUUGUUAAAUUAAACUAUUUUAGUA